Messenger RNA from Adelges cooleyi (spruce gall adelgid), 1708 nucleotides. RefSeq names its product torso-like protein (gene tsl). NCBI's taxonomy places the organism in Eukaryota, Metazoa, Arthropoda, Insecta, Hemiptera, Adelgidae. The coding region runs from base 401 to 1435 and encodes 344 amino acids. The transcript is spliced from 5 exons. The record is from RefSeq and is a predicted model, not a curated record.
UGACGGUGCAGCAACCAAGUCGACCACUUUUUGUGCGCGCCCGCAACGCUUUAACCGGACCGCACGAUGUCCCACGCCGUUUUUGAUAAUAAUUUUUGUUCUUAUCUCUCAAAACGGUAUUGAGUUUCACGUUGGUUGAUUUGUUAUAGUUUUAUUUAAAUAUAUAAUUUAAUAUUAAUAAAAAAUAUCGUUGAUUAUACAUAAAUAUAUUUAUUAUUUUCAAUAUUAAUAUUUUUUUUUUAAAUUAUUAACACUUUUUAAACAUUUGGUUUGCAUCGUUACAACGGACGCGGCGGUGGCCGUAAGUACGUGCCCGCGAAAUUCGACGCAUUUAUUAUAGUUUUAUGGAUUACUUUGAGUACCAGAAAAUAUCCGUACAUGUUGUAGAUUAGGUUGAGCAAUGGGCCUCGAUGGGGCCAAGGCAGUGGUCGUGUUAUUACUGUACGCGUUUAGACUUCAACACAAGGCGAACGCCGACAUUCGAGUGGGCAACGCCAUUAACGUCUUCAACCGUUAUGGAUACUUCAGUAUAAGUAUGAGGGUUGUCCCCAGGAACGACACGGACCAUUCGUGGAUAUUCAGAGAACCUACAGUCGACGUUUUCACGAAUUUGGCGGGAAAACAAAGCCUGAAGAGAAGCAUCGGCGGAGGUCAAGUUUUCCAAGGGGACUUUCACAUGGAAUUUUGUGACAAUGUCAAACAGCUGAUGCAAGCUUAUUUUCGAGACUUUUCGGUAGAAAGGUUGGAUAAGCCGUGGUUGGCGUUUACCGGAAGCUGGACGAAAUCUACUUUGGCCAGAAAUUUAGGUUUAGAAAUGUCUUACGUAACAGGCGAUUAUUGUUAUGUGCUCGUCAGGGUGGCUAGGCACAGGGAGAUAGCUAAUCUGGCGACGGACAUGGACAACAGUGACCUUCACGAACCGGUGGCCAAACAAGCGGCCUCGGUUAAUGUCGGCGAUAGUGUGUCGGUCAUCGAAUUCGUCAAAAGUUUUGGAUCUCAUUAUGUGACGUCAUACAUCACCGGCAAUUCUCUUUAUCAGGUUUACGUGUAUAACGCAAAUACUUACAAGGUAAUCAAAGAACGGCUGAAAUCAAAAGGAGUGUCUCAGAUCUCUAACCAAGAAUUGACAGGUUACUUCUCGCCGUGGUACGCAGAGCACGUGGGAAAAAUUCAGUCAGCUAGCGGCAACGAAACCGUGGAAAAUUGGGCUUUACACAGGCUUAGGGUGAAGUUCUAUUUUUUUACGUACGCUUCCUUGUUGAAGUUGCACGGAGACCCGAAGCUACUGAGUGAGCUAAACGGCAUGCUGGGCAACGAAGCGCUGUUAAAACUUGGACUCAAAACUUUGGCACCAGCGUUCAAAGACGAUCAAAAGCGAGCGUGGUUCCACGAAGUCAUGGACAAUAAUUUAAAACUCUGGGAAGUCAAUAUGUAAUAGUGAUUUUUUUUAUAUAGAAAUAUAAUAUAUGUUUAUUAUUAUAGUAGAUUUGAUAAACUAGUAUUUUUGUUAGCGAGGUAACACUCGCAUACCCCUCAAAUACCAAAUUAUUCAGUGUAAGUAUCUUAAUAUUGCAAUAAUUUAUAAUUUUUUAAUAUUGUGUUAUCAUGUUGAACAACGAGUUUGUAUUAUAAAUAAUUUAGUCACUAUAAUAUUAUUUUUUUUUAAUAAAACUUUAUUUAAGCAAACAAAACAUUUUAUUUUUAUUGU